GUAAAGUGAAAAUUAUAGCUUGGUUUCAGGCUUUUUUUACCAACAUUAUUUACGAAUAAAGAUAGUGUACAUUUAUUUUUAAAUGACGACAGAUUCUGAAAAUAAAUUGAAGUUAGAACGGCGUAGUCAACAAGAGGAAGAUGAUACGUUUAGUAAUCAAAACAGCAGCAGCGGAACUCCUUUCAAGGAACCCGGUAGUGCUAGGGUUCGAUCCCGAAGCAAACCGGUAAUCGAAAAAGAUAAGGCGAGUUUUCUACAAGAUCUAGCUCUAUUUCACGAAAAAAAUGGAACACCGUUUUUACGAUUACCCAAAAUUUCCGGACGAGAUAUUGACCUGCACCGUCUAUACUCUAUUGUUGUUGGUCGAGGCGGUUGGUUGAAGGUUAAUGCUCGUGAAGACUGGGAUGAAGUGAUUGAGGAGAUGAAGCUUCCUAAACGAUGUGUAAAUAACGAGAUUGCCAUCAAACAGAUCUACAUACGAUAUCUAGACAAGUAUGAAAGAGUGAAUUUCCAUGGUGAGGAAAAAGAUCCAGCUGAUGAUGAAGAUGAAGAAAAAAGGCACAAUCGUAGGUGGUCUGCUCGAAUGUUACAUUCAGUGCCUGCGGUAUACAACCAUUCUCAACACAAUGUUCCAGAAUCUACGCGAGUAUCGCUAAAUAUGUCUUGCGAUAUGUAUAAGCCAACCGAAUACGAUAAAUUGAUGCUGUCGUUACUGUCCCCGCUCCCAAAUGAGCAAGAUUUUGCUAUCAAUGUUUGUACGCUGAUGUCCAAUGAAAGCAAACAUACGCUUAAAAUUGACAAGUGUCCCAAAUUGGUGCAAGUCUUAUUAGCACAUGGAGGAGUUUUCAACCAUUUUACUUUACGCGACAUGUUUGACCAGUACUAUUCAAACAUCAGAAAGCAUUCAUUGCAACGUUUUUGGAAAGAUUGUCUGUUUGAAAAACCGCAAGUUCUAGAAUUAUCUUAUGAUGAUUGUUUCCAAAAAAUGGAACGAGAUCCAACUGCGUUGAUCAAGACAAUUUAUUGUGAAGAUCUUAAUAAGAGCGUAGAUGACGAAGAUUGUGGUAAACUAAACGUGGCAACACUGAGGAAUUUCCUCAGCUUGGGGUCUGGGCUAGGAACCAAUGAUUACAUUGGACAACGCGUUCAGCAGAUUGCCCAAAUAUUCAGAAAUUUGAGUUUUAAUGAUGAAAAUGUAGUUGUUUUGGGGGCGAACCGAGAGGUUCUACGAUUUUUGAUUAUGUGUGCGAAUGCUCGAUGGAAUAACUUGCAUCACACCGGAUUGGAUAUGCUAGGAAAUGUUGCGGCUGAAAUUGAUAUAAAUGAUCCACAGGUAGAUUCGGUAACAAGAUGCUUACUCUCUACCAUAUCAGAAGGUUUAGAAGGGGCUGACCGCGGCGUCAUUAUCAGUUGCUUGGAAAUAUUGAGCAAAAUCGCACAAAAGGAAAGCAACGAGGACAAUUUAACUCGAUGCUUGAAUCAAAAAAUUUAUGAUCAAAUAUGUCUGUUUCUUUCGUUGAGCGAUAUUAUGCUGCUCUUGUAUACACUUGAAUGUAUAUAUUCGUUGACUUCGAUGGGAGAGAAACCGUGUGCUUCAUUAAUGCAUGUGACCGGCAUAAUUGAUACUCUAGUUUCCCUCGUAACGGUGGAAGCGCAGAGUUAUGGUCCUGAUGCUUGCAUCUUGAUGCGUGUAGUAGAAACCAUUCCCGGAAAUAUAGCCGGCAUUUUUCCUAGUAAUUCUCAGAACGCAGGCUCAACAAAUCAUCCGCAAGUACCUAGCAUGGCACAACUCACUGUACAGCAAAAAGAGCAACCUACAAUGCCAACCCCAAAUAUACCAGCUCUGCCAGAGAUUCCAAAAAUUCCCGUGCCUGCAAAGCCCCCCGCAUCACCACCGGCAAGUCAGUUGAAUCCAGCAAACGCUGUUAUUCCACCUGUUCAAUCACAUGUACCGAACGUUCAAGUCACAAGCGUAACACGACCAGCAGCGUCACAAUCCCCUCAAAUUCCUGUCAACAUAAUAAGUCGUGGUGACAUUCCAGCUGCAGUUUCCAGAACUUCGUCGCCAACGCUUUCUAAUUCCUCGUCAGUUCAGUCCCAUACCACAGGUCCCAUUACUGUAGCUGCCAAACAUGCCCAACAGCAGCAAUCUCAAGAGAACGAACAAUUUGCUUAUGCAUGGUUGAAAGCAACAUUUGAAAUUACUUCGUCCCUUGCCAACAAGAUCGAACAAAACGAAGUGUAUAAGCUAUAUUUGGCAGCAAACGCUAAGAUUGGACGCAAAGCCGUUGUUCCGCAAGCUCAUUUCCCGCGUUGUAUGCGAACAGUGUUUGGUGGGACCGUUGGACCAACACAAAUCAAAAAUGAUCAGAAUAGUGUUGAAAAUAAUUUUUAUUACGAAGGUAUUAAGCUGCGUCCAAAGCCAUCACCAAUAGCCGCUCAACAGAAAGCAACCACAACGAUUCCAACCAUAGAGAAACAUUCCAGUAACAUGAAUAUGAAUAGCAAUAACACACGUAGUACUACAUGUAGCCUAAUAAAGCAUGCUGAUGGAGUAAGCAAUCCAUUUGUAACAAACACUGGAAAGUCGGACUUAAUUUAUCACGACCUACCAAAGCCUAAUCCGAUUAUGGGAAAUAGUUCGAAUUCAAAGUCUGCGGUAGUAACGAAUGUUACGAAAUCGAGCAUCAUAACUCACGGAACUCAGACGAUACUAAGUAAACAGACAGUCAUACAAAAAUGUACUUCUUCAUCGCAACAUCAGAAACAACAGCCACUAUCCAACAAACCAAUCAUCAACCAACCUGCACAGCUGGUAGGAAACGGAAGUGGUACGAUAGCAAGCUCGAGCGGAAAACACCAGAUAUUUGUAACACAACUGGGAGGCAAAAAUGUGGUAAUCAAUCAGGCGAAUAUGUGUAAAUCUGCGCAGGCAAACCAGCCAGCUCAAAUCUUGCAACAAGUAUUGAACACUAAUCCUUCAAACGACCCAAAGAGCAAUGUAAUCGUCGUUAACCAAACUACUAUCUCACCUCAGCCGCUUGGUACAGUGUUAGCGCCACCACAACCACCGCAGCAGACUACCGGAACCACCACUAUUAUGAACCAGUCUGGUACAAUCUCUUCAACGACAACAAAUCCGUCCGCACUUAUUAAAAGCCUGCUGGCGAACAAGGUAACGACGGUGACGAGCAGCGAAACCUUCCUUACUGCUACCAGCAGUAGCAGUACCGGCUGCGUCGUCGUUUCGUCCUCCGCUACUAGUAGUUUGUUGUCUACUACCACUUGCAACACUAGCAUCAAUCCUUCUUCUUCCAUUAGCAAUAGUUUGAUUGCAUCAAAUGUUAACGUGCAUCAGGUCGCCCAACGUCAGCAAUUAUUGAAGCAGAAGCAAAUGAAUGCAACCUCUGCAACAAGAGAAAAUCAACAUCCAAAUAGCUCCGUUGUAGUGACUUCUAAUAAUCCCAACAAUCUGACUAAUAUAAAAGUGGGAAACUCAACUAUUUCCAUUAAACCAGGAACUUUACCAACUAACACCGUCAUAACGGCCACAAAUUCUCAGGAGAUGGAAUCUGCGCACGGUCAAGCAAAUCCGCCACCGUUGGCACCAUUAAGUCAGUUGACAGGAACUAUCAUCAAACCCAUUACGAACAAUAAAAUGCUCACUGAUUUGCUAGAUAAACAAACCAACGAUCCUCCGAUGUUUUCUAUUGGUGAGACAACGGUGAAGCGCAAGAGCGAAAUAGAUUCCACCGAACCUCCGCCGAAGAAAUUGGAUUUGAUGGAUGAAGAGGUUAAAGUUACUCCAAAGGCGGCUGAUUUAUAUGCCGAGCUAGCAGGGUCUAUCCUGGCUGAUGAGGAUUUGGAGGAUAUAGAUGUAAAAAUUCCUAAGGAGGAGCCUAAGAUGAAGAUACAAACUGCCCCAACGCAAGUGAUUACUAUGCCAGUCCCAAUGCAACGACAAAUUAUCGUAAACCCGAAUAAUCCACAGCAAAUGCUCCUGUCUCCAGGUGGUACUGGUCAGCAACUGACAGCGCAAACUACAGCGACAAUAAAAACCGACACGGGUUAUCAAACGGUUCCUGUAAUUUUGCAACAUAAUCAAAAUCAAAUUCAAAUACAGAAAACGGCUCCCGUCAUGCAGCCGACUGUCAUUGCCAACCCUCAGCAACCCACUCAGUAUAUACUGGCCACAAAUCCACAAGGACAAACGUACGUUGUGGCUCAGCAACCGCAACCACAAUCACAAAUUCAGCAGACAGUCCUAUUAACUCAGGGUCCUCAACACGGAACUCAGCAGAAAACUAUAAUAAUUCUUCAACAGCAGCCAGCUCAGAAUACUACACAAAUGCAAACCCCUCAGUUUGUUCAAGCGUCCUCCCAAACACCUCAGAAAGUUUUUGUUAACCAGCAGGGCCAACAGAUCAUCAUGACACAGAUGCCCCGUCCGGUGCAGCAUCAGACGAUAAUUGCUCCACCCGGAGGACAGGUCGUGGAAAAAAAGCCAAUAUAUAUUACAACCAAUCAACAGGGAAAUACAAUAAGUAUUGAAGGACCCACGCAGCAAAUCAUUAAAGCUAAUCAACCGGCAACACAAUUGAUUCAAACCCAUCUCGGUCAACCACAACAACCACAACAAACCAGCAGUCAACAGAUUCAACAGAUUUUACAUCAAAGUGGCUCGCAAACUUUUCAAAUAAUUCAACAACCUCAACAACUGCCGCCUGCACAACCAACUCAGCAGAUCAUGAUACAACCACAACAGCAACCCCAGCAGUCGCAGAUACUUAUUCAAUCCCAACCAUCGCAGCAACUCCAGCCACAAAUAAUAUCACAACAAAUAAUACAGCCGGCUACGCAACAACAACAUGGUGGACCAAAAAUUAUACAGCAAAAACUUCAACAAGGUUCUAAUCCACAGAUAAUAACAGUUCAAAAGCAGCAAGUUUUGGCCCAGCCAAAUCCUCAGCAAUCAUCUGGAACGAAAACGGCCCAUACAUCGCAACAACAGCACAUCGGACAACUCCCAACUAAAACCAUCAUCGUUCAGCAACAACCUUCUUCUUCCGGUACACCUCAAAAGCAGAUUAUUCAAGUAGUUCAGCAAAAAAUUUCGACUCCACUUUCAAAGUCACAACCAAUCCAACAAGUUUCAAAACCAGUAAUUCAAACCCAGGCAGGCAUUAAACCAUCGAAUCUAGUACAACAAACUACAACGGGUGCCCCAAUUGUUACUUCAGUUGCCGCUUCAACAAAAGGUAUCACAAGCACUGCAACCGCUACGACUUCUUCAACUUCUCUUGCGUCUUCUCUUACUUUAAUACCUUCAACUUCAGCACCAAUAUCUAACUUCCAAUCUUCAGCUUCCACAAUAUCUGUUGCAACAUCUGCUGUUACUUCAUCUUCCUCAGCUACAACAAGCAGUAUUGUUCCAGCUCCGACACAACCAAUCACAACUACCAUUCCUGUGGCUGGUACAAAUAGCUCUAUCCAAAUGAUACCCGCUAUGGAUCCAGCCAAAGUGGUCGAUGAAGACGUUGAGUUAAGUUGGCCAUGGGUCUGUGAUUGGCGUGGUUGCCCUCGGAAGAAGUUUGCCUCUGCAAAUGAAGUCUACAUACAUGCGUGUGCAGUGCACUGUCCCGAUAGUGUCGAUUCCACUGCUGAUAUCUAUUGCCAGUGGGGACCGGGCCCAAAUUUGUGCGACAAUCUCCCUCGAAAACGAUUUUCACUGAUGACGCAUUUAUUCGAUCGACAUUGUACUAGUGAGUCUUUCAAGCUUGCAGUUCAACGUAGACUAGCUGGUGGUCAGCUACAGCAGCAAGCAUACCCGGUAACCUUAGUUCGACAGUCAGCAGCCGGGACGCCUCCGGGAUCUUCAGCUUCGUCCACAACCUCUGAGAGCUCUACACAACCAUCAAACGCACCAGUACAUCAAGGUCCAGGUCAUCUUUCUGCUGCCGGACCAGCAGCGUUACAUGCUAUCAAACGACAUGCAACUGAUUGGACAAAUGCCAAAGAGUUUCAGGAUGACAUUGAAGGGCCGGUAACUAAAAGUAUUCGUCUAACGUCGGCUCUUAUCUUAAGAAAUCUCGUGGUGUACAAUAACACUGCAAGAAGGAAUUUAAGAGCUUACGAACCACACCUUGCCGGCAUGGCAAUGAAUAAUGUUGAAUCUAGCCGCACUAUCGCACAAGUUUUGUUUGAAAUGAAUGACACUCAGCAUAAUUUUUAAAGAAAAACAUAUUAGGCCGUAUGAAUAAAAGAGUUAGAGCAAAUGCUCCUAUACGAUUUAAACGGGAAAAGCAACGUAAGCUGUUUCAUUCAUACGGCUUAUUAUCACUUCUUAAUAAAAAGUAUUUUUAUAAAUGUAAGUUACAUGAAAAUAAACACUUCAAAAUCGGCAUUACAUGAUAUUAUCUUUUAUACAGACACAAUAUAGGCAUAUGGAAA
Sabethes cyaneus is the source of this 6450-nucleotide messenger RNA. It is a transcript of the gene Bap170, whose product is annotated as AT-rich interactive domain-containing protein 2. Gene Ontology annotation, cellular component: SWI/SNF superfamily-type complex. NCBI's taxonomy places the organism in Eukaryota, Metazoa, Arthropoda, Insecta, Diptera, Culicidae. The record is from RefSeq and is a predicted model, not a curated record. Gene Ontology annotation, molecular function: DNA binding. Bases 83 to 6232 code for a protein of 2049 amino acids. Gene Ontology annotation, biological process: regulation of DNA-templated transcription. The transcript is spliced from 9 exons.